Cokeromyces recurvatus is the source of this 866-nucleotide messenger RNA. RefSeq lists its product as uncharacterized. Bases 112 to 723 code for a protein of 203 amino acids. Lineage: Eukaryota; Fungi; Mucoromycota; Mucoromycetes; Mucorales; Mucoraceae. The transcript has 6 exons. Gene Ontology annotation, molecular function: zinc ion binding. The record is from RefSeq and is a predicted model, not a curated record.
AAAAAAAAAAAAAAGUUCGUCGGGGUUAAAAAUCCACCGUCUUUUAAGUGUUGUAAUGCUGCACUCCUCUAAUGUGUUUCUUCUUACAUCAAUUUUUAUUUUUAUUUUCUUAUGUUAAAUAUAAUAAAUAAUGCUAACAAUGACAAGUCUACAACUUCUUCAAAAAUAGAAACAGAUAAUAUACGCAUGUGUAAAAUCUGUCUUGAAAGUGAUCCUAUUAAUUCGUUGAUAUCUCCUUGUCAAUGUAAAGGCUCAAUAAAAUAUGUUCAUCCUCAUUGCAUGGCAAGAUGGAGGAAGGCAUUGUUAAGAACAGGUCGGGAAAACGAUAUAUACCAUUGUCAACUUUGUAAACAACGUUUAUGGGUAAAACAGCGUCGACUCUGGGCAGCCAUUUUACACUAUAAAAUAUUUCGUAUUAUGAUAACAGCAUUACUUUUAGGUUUAAUUCUUAUUCCGGCAGGCAGCAUAAUGAAGACUUUUACGCAUUUUUCGGCAUUUUUAUCUAAUUAUCCUGGUGGACUUACACAAGCUUGGGCAUCUAAUUCUUUAUUUAGCUUAUUGUUUUCAAGUAUUCAAUCAUCUAUUUUAGCUUCAUUUUCUUCAAAAAAUAUAAAUUAUGUAACGACACAUAAUGUCGAUACAACAAAUACUUUUCGUGUCUUAUAUUCUCCUUUCCCAGUUUGCUUUUCUUCUAACACUUUCAUCUUGGCUUCUUUUUAUUAGGCAGUGUGAAUAAUAUAUACUUUACUUACAAGAUAUUAAACGAUAUGUUUGAUAUUUUGUCUUAUUUUGGAUUCAUUUUAAUAUCUUUGCUUUUCAUGUCGAUUCUAAAUAUGAAUAUACAUCAAAACAAUUCCUAGCUGAAU